Molecule: messenger RNA, 2363 nt
Organism: Nylanderia fulva
Lineage: Eukaryota; Metazoa; Arthropoda; Insecta; Hymenoptera; Formicidae
Gene: Rtca
Product: RNA 3'-terminal phosphate cyclase
Biological process (GO): RNA processing
Cellular component (GO): nucleus
Molecular function (GO): RNA-3'-phosphate cyclase activity
Source: RefSeq, a predicted model, not a curated record
UGACUAGAAGCUCAUUAGAAUUACUCUUACUUGUCAUUAAAGAUUUUCAGAGUGUCGAUUUGCCGUUUGCGUUUGACCGCGACAUUCUCAUUUUCCCCACGGAAUAUUCGCGAUAUCAUUUAAGGGCCUGGAUUUCUGAUAAAUCAUCCGCUUGAUCCGUCGAUCUCCCUGUCAAAGCAACCAUCCAGCAGAACAGCUGUUUUAACCUCGUCACACUUUACGUACGGAAGGACCGAAGGGCUCUGGCGCUUUACGGGAAUAAAUAUAAACGUGAGCGAGAGAGAGAGAAGAGACUCUGACACUACAAUUUUGCGCUGUCAAAUGGCGCUGUCGUCGUCUCCUCGGAGAUUCGAAUCAAUCGCGAUUAUCUGUCACGAGAGAAUUUUUUUUCAUUAUAAUUAAAAAAAUAUAUAUAAAAUUUUUUUUCUUGCGUCAAUAAAGUGGUAUUAUCUAAUUUACGCUUUCUCGUGAAUAUACAUAUAUUUUGUGGUCGUAGAAGUGUGUGAAAACAAAAACUUUGACAGGUCUCUUCGUGGCUUCUUGGAAGGCCCCCCCGGCGAGCUCUUUACGAGCGAGCAAAAUUCGUUCUAUAGUUAGAUGUAAAUGUUCUCCCCGCCCUACAACCGCUUACAACGGCUUGUAUCCUUUUUCCACGGAAAUCGCGCAACGCGCCGAAAAUAAACGCGGAAUCGUCAGACCGCUUGAAUGCGGCUUGAAUGUUCAGGAAUUAUCGUGUCAUGUCGUCCCUCGUACAAAUAGACGGCAGUUUGGGCGAAGGGGGUGGGCAAGUAUUAAGGAUUGCUCUCUCUUUGAGUACACUCUAUGGCAUCCCUAUUGAAAUUGAGAAUAUACGUGCAGGAAGACCUAAGCCUGGUCUUGCAGCACAACAUUUGAAAGGUGUGGAACUCGCCAAAGAAAUGUGUAAUGCUCAAGUUAGAGGUGGAUAUAUAGGAUCCACACGCUUGGAAUUCCGUCCUGGCCCAUUAAAUACAAACAAGCGAGAGUUUGUAGCAGAUACACAAACCGCAGGAUGUAUUUGCUUAUUGGCCCAAGUAGCUUUACCAUGUGCACUCUUCUUUCCAUGCGAUCAAAUAGUCACACUUAUUCUCAAGGGUGGCACAAACGUUCCUAUGGGUCCACACAUUGAAUAUUUGACAGAAGUGUUCAAGCCAAUGCUGAAUAAAUUUGGAGCAGAUUUUGAUUUCAUUGUUGUGAGAAGGGGGUAUUAUCCAAAGGGAGGAGGCGAAGUGCAUUUACGCAUAAAACCAGUUGGUAGCUUAAAUGCGAUUACUUUACUCGAUCCAGGAAUCCCGCGAGGAAUAACAGGAUGGUCUUACGUAGCUGGAGCGGUUAAUAUAAACGAAGCACAUAAAAUGGCCAAUGAUGCUAAGACAGUUUUAACAAAUAAAUUGGUAAGAAGCAAUAUUCGAGUACCACCAAUCACGAUCGAAGCUUACAGGGAGGACAGAGCAAUGGCUGUGGGAAACGGUUCCGGUAUCAAUAUAGUUUGCAACACCAGUACUGGAUGCGUUCUCGGUGGUUCCGGCUUAGGCUCCGGACGUCAUGAGGCGUCGUCACCAGGUGAAACGGCAGCUAACGAAAUUUUAAAACCACUUCUAACAGGUGCAUGUGUCGACGAACAUACACAAGAUCAAAUGAUAAUUCUAAUGGCACUGGCAAAAGGUACUUCAAAGCUUAAAGUCGGAGAAAAGAAGCUCACUUGUCAUACAGAAACCGCUAUGCAGGUCGCAGAAAUGAUGCUAGGUAAACGCGGACUUGCUUUCAAUUUGUCGGAAAGCGCUGAAGGCGGAGACACUUUGUCCUAUGUUCUAGAGUGUCAGGGAUGUGGAUUAAUUAAUGAAAAUUUGGUUAAACAAUGACCAUACGAUGCUUUAUAAUUCACAUAUGUUUUGGAAUAACUGUUAUGUCGUACAAAUAAUUGGCUCUUGCAUUUGCUGUUACAGUAAGUAAAUUGCAACAUCGAUAUAUUAACAUACUUUCAUAAUUUUUCUAUAUAUAUAUAUAUAUAUACAUAAUAUUUCUAGAAUUUUGAACGAGAAGUCGUUUGAAUAAAUAUUACAUUUUAUUAACAAUUAUUGUUACAUAAUGUAGUGUACGCUAAAUCAUGAUUAUUCUAAUGUAUUGUAUUCUAAAAUUAAUGGAGUAGAGUAAGUCUCGCAUCUCUCAACGAGUAAAUAUUGAUUUGUUACAUAGAAAACACACUUAUUUGUUAUAUACACAUGCUAUUACAUAUACAGGAUAAUGUAACAUGUACUGAAAAUGCGCAUUUUAAUUUUAAAAUAAAUUACACACAUCAGUGUAAUGUAUUUACCACUUAGGAAAAUUAUAAGGCAACAAAAUUA